Molecule: messenger RNA, 3002 nt
Organism: Aegilops tauschii subsp. strangulata
Lineage: Eukaryota; Viridiplantae; Streptophyta; Magnoliopsida; Poales; Poaceae
Source: RefSeq, a predicted model, not a curated record
AUGGACAUGAUAUACGUCCCAGUUUUUAUCCUCCUGUUCUUGAUUUGCUUCUGCAAAUCUGAUGAUCGCCUAACACCCACAAAACCACUCUACCCCGGCGACACGCUCAUCUCAGACGGUGGCAUCUUUGCUCUUGGCUUCUUCUCCCUGAAGAACUCGAGUGCAAACUCGUACGUCGGCAUAUGGUACAACCAAAUCCCGGAGCGAACAUACGUGUGGGUCGCAAACCGCGACAGCCCAAUCACUAGCAGUUCCUCUGGUAAGUUUGUUGUGACCAACAAUUCUGAUCUUGUCUUGUUAGACUCCAAAGGAAGCACUCUUUGGACAACCUCGAACAACAUCACCUCCGAAGCCGCCGGAACUGCUGCUACACUGCUUGACACCGGGAACUUGGUCAUCCGGUUGUCCAACGGCACAGACAUAUGGCAGAGCUUUCAUUACCCAACUGACACCCUUCUCCCUAACAUGUCUGCACCGUUGAGCAGCAAAAAUAAGCUCUACAGGCCUUUUGUUGCUUGGAGGGGCCCUGAUGACCUGUCCACUGGCGACUACUCCUUGGGCAGUGACUCCAGCUUGGUUCCCCAGGUCUUCAUCUGGAAUGGGACGAGGCCGUACUGGCGCAGAGCUGCGUGGACUGGUGCACUGGUGAACAACGUGUAUCAGAGCAACACUGGCUCCUUCAUGUUCGAAACAGUUGAAAGAAGAGGGGCUGAGUUCUACAUAACAUACACCGUCUCCAAUGGCUCACCAAAUAUGCGCGCGAAGCUGCACUAUACGGGCACGGUGAAGGUCCUUACAUGGAACAGCAAGUCGUCGUCUUGGGAUGUUUUCAUGGAGUACCCCAGUCAUAGCUGUGAUAGCUAUGCUUCGUGCGGCCCAUUCGGCUACUGUGAUGGCACAGAGGCGAUUCCAACGUGCAAGUGCCUUGAUGGUUUUGAGUCUGCUGGCCGUAACUAUUCCCUAGGAUGUCGGAGAAAGAAAGAGUUGAAAUGUGAUGGUACAGAUAGUUUCAUAACUUUGCCUGGCAUGAAAACGCCUGACAAGUUCCUGUACAUCAGGAAUAGAAGCUUCGACCAAUGCGCAGAAGAAUGCAGAAGCAAGUGCUCAUGCAACGCUUACGCGUACGCCAACCUAAGCAGUCUUGGCAGUCUUGACAUGGUUGGAGACAGUUCGAGGUGCUUGGUUUGGAUGGGGGAGCUUGUUGACACAGGGAAGCCUGCUGGUGGUGUUAGUGAAAAUCUUUACCUCCGUAUUUCCAGCUCAUCCGCUAACGAAAAAAAGAUCCUUAUACUGAAGAUUGUACUCCCGGCUGUGGCUUGUAAACGCAGAAGGAAAGGUCAGAACACACAUAUGCUAAAGCACUUGAAUGCUUACAAACUUGGGAACGAAGAUACGGAACUUCCAUCUGUAGGCUUUGAAGAAAUUCUCACUGCAACAAACAACUUUUCUGCUUGCAACAUGCUUGGAAAAGGUGGUUUUGGAAAAGUGUACAAAGGAAUAUUGGAAGAUGGCAUGGAAGUUGCUGUCAAAAGGCUUAGUAUGGGUUCUGGGCAAGGGAUUGAGGAGUUCAGGAAUGAAGUAGUUCUGAUUGCCAAAUUGCAGCACCGAAACUUAGUUAGGCUUCUUGGUUACUGCAUUCAUGAAGAUGAGAAGUUACUCAUUUACGAAUACUUACCUAACAGGAGUUUGGAUGCCUUCCUUUUUGAUGCUACAAAAAAAAUUAUGCUUGAUUGGCUGAGCCGGUUCAUGGUCAUUAAAGGGAUAGCGAGAGGGCUUCUUUAUCUCCACCAAGAUUCAAGAUUAACAAUAAUUCAUCGAGAUCUCAAAGCAAGCAACAUCUUGUUGGAUGCACAAAUGAGUCCUAAAAUAUCUGAUUUUGGUAUGGCAAGGAUCUUUGGAGGAAACGAGCAACAAGCAAACACUAACCGGGUUGUUGGGACAUAUGGUUACAUGUCUCCUGAAUAUGCGAUGGAAGGCUACUUUUCUGUCAAGUCUGACACCUACAGCUUUGGGGUUCUGCUGUUGGAGAUUGUAAGCGGGUUAAGGAUUAGCUCACCCCAUCUCACCAUGGGCUUUCCAAACCUUAUAGCAUACGCAUGGAGCUUAUGGGUUGAUGGAAAUGCAAGGGAAUUGGUGGACCGGUCUGUUUUGGAGAGUUGUCCACUUGAUGAAGUUCUACGAUGUGUUCACAUAGGGCUCCUGUGUGUUCAAGACCAUCCAAAUGCUAGGCCACCCAUGUCAUCCAUUGUGUUCAUGUUAGAGAAUGAAACAGCUCUGCUUCCUGCCCCCGAGAAACCUACAUAUUUCACAAUACGGAGCCAUGAAGCUGAAGACUGGAGAAAAUAUAUGGGAAGAUCUGAGAAUAACAUGAGCAUCACGACACUGGAGGGACGUUAAAUGUUUACUUCUGCUGUUUGUUCCUUGUUUCGUAAACUGCUCACAAAUCUGCAGUUGGGUGAUUCAUGUUUGCAUACACAAACAAGUGCACCAUGAAUAGAUUGUUCUCAACUCGCGGGUCAUGUUUGUAAAUACAGUCUCCUUGAUCUGUGCACUAGCUUGAGCAUUUUCAUCUGGCAAAGUGAAGGAAGCUACCUGAACAUGUAUGUAUCGCGAACUUUUUACGUGGUUGUUUUUUCCCUAUAUAAAAUUUCUGGUUCAGGUUUUCCUUUGUCGGUCGAGUCAGUUAAAGUAGUAUGCUGAAAGCCUGGUUUUAUGGUGGACAUUUUGAAUAACAGGAGAAGCAUAUCCUUCCUCCCUUUUGGAUUUGUAAUAGUACUCACAAAUGAGUGAUAUGCUGGACAGAUGUAAUGUUCUUCUGGUACCAUUGAAAUGUUUUCAUAGAAAUUUUGAAGGAUUCAAAUUCAUAGGAUUUUUCCUACGAAGUUCCUUAGUUUGAACGAUGCAACCAAAAAUGUUUUUUUAGGGGAAAAUGGUUUUUUUAGGCUAGCAAAUGUUGUUUGGUAUGCAAGAGAGCGGAUAUGCUGCCCAUAAGCCCAUUUCUG